Camellia sinensis is the source of this 1621-nucleotide messenger RNA. RefSeq names its product ninja-family protein AFP3-like. The record is from RefSeq and is a predicted model, not a curated record. Gene Ontology annotation, biological process: response to abscisic acid; negative regulation of DNA-templated transcription; signal transduction. Gene Ontology annotation, cellular component: nucleus. NCBI's taxonomy places the organism in Eukaryota, Viridiplantae, Streptophyta, Magnoliopsida, Ericales, Theaceae.
AGUCUCUCUCUCUCUCCAUAUGUGUCAAAUAAUGAAAACACUAUGUUGUCUCCUACUUUUCCAAGUUUUUUUCUCUUCUUUCAGCCCAAAAAAAUUUCUUUUUGAUUCUUUCAAAACUCUCUCAUCCUAUUUUGUAUACCCUUUCAAGCCUUGAAUUGUUAAUAAAACUUUAAUCUUGAGGAUUCCUGAGUAAAUAUGGUGUUAAUCUUGAAGUUUUGGCAUCUGGGUAUGUCUGAAUCAGAGCACAGAGUGUUCAAAUCUGCAAACACAUAGCAUAUUCAAGUUGAAUAAUUAAUUAUAUUGGUGGAUUUGGUGAGAUGAGUGAAGCAAAAAAUAAUCUUAGUGGGAUGGAAAAACUCUCUCUGGAAACAAACAGAUUUCCGAGAGAUUUAUUACAGAGAUUCAUGGCUAGUAAUCCGACCCAAUUGACAAAUAUGAGCAACGAAGAUGAAGAGAUUGAAUUGAAUCUUGGGUUGUCACUGGGUGGAAGAUUUGGGGUAGACAAGAGUGGUAAUAGCAAGUUGAUUCGGUCUUCGUCGAUUGCUAGUUCGAUUCCGAUUGUUAGAGACGGCGGCGAUGCGAUAGCGAGCGCCGCCGCCGCGGUUUCGCAUCCGACACUGUUGAGGUCGGCUUCGCUUCCGGCGGAGACAGGAGGGGAGGAGUGGAGGAAGAGGAAGGAGUUGCAGACGUUGAGAAGGAUGGAGGCGAAGCGGCGGCGGUCGGAGAAACAGAAGAAUUUGAAGGGUGAGAGAGAUGGCGGCGGCGGCGGCGGCGGCGGCGGAGGGGGUAUGGGGCGGAGUUCGGUAGCUCCGUCGCUUGGGUUGCCUACUUGGGCUGCUGCUAGACAGGCUAAAGGGAACUAUAUUGGUGUUGGUGGUGGUGGUGGUGGAGGAGGAGGAGAAGGUGGUGCUGGUGGGUUUGUGCAACCAUCAGGAUCUGUGGAAUCACAUGGUGGAAGUUCUUCAGGGAUGUCAGAAUCAGAGAGUAGGCUAUUUCAAGGAUCCAGCAGCUGCGGUGAAGCAAGCCCUGUCAGUAUUCGGUCAUUGCAAGAGCAAGGCGAGCAAAGCAAUCAAGAGGCUGUAGGUUCUUCUUCUGUAAAGGGAAAGGAAAAUGCAUGUGAGUCCAAUGCGGAGACUGAGAGUUCAUCAAAGAGACCUGUAGAAAAACGAGGCGGGUCAAUGGAAGAUAUGCCUUGCGUUUUCACACAAGGACACGGUCCUAACGGAAGAAGAAUAGAGGGAAUCCUAUACAAGUAUGGGAAGGGAGAGGACGUCAGGAUAAUGUGCAUAUGUCACGGAAGUUUUCUCUCUCCGGCCGAGUUUGUCAAACAUGCCGGUGGGACUGAUGUGGCAAAUCCACUCAAGCAUAUAGUCGUUAACCCUUCCUCGACUCCCUUUUUGUAACGGUGUUGUGCGUAUCGUUCACCUCUUUAAAAAAAUUGAGGAGCAGAAAUGAGGUGGGAAAAUGUAACAUUGGAAAGACUAAUACAGCUUAGUUUUAUUUAGUUUUUUUUUUUUUUUUUUGCUCCAUUUUUUAAAGGGAUCUUUUUAUGUAUUGAGUAACUAAUUGUGUUUGGAAGCGAAAUGGUUAAAAGAAACACCAUAGCAUUGUUUCCAUUUUA